UUGACUUGGUGUGCCCUGUUGGUGGCAGUCGGUUGGUUUCCACUAGGUUUUUCUCUAAUUAACAAGGCAGUUCUCUUCGCCUGAAUUAGUCGGCUUGUUUCAAAAAAUAUUGGCAGGGCGUGCACUACUGGGCCAUGCACAUCCGACAUACGUAACACCGGACGCCUUCCUGAUGUCGAUGUCUUGGACAUCAUCAUCCUCCUGCUGCUCACUCCGGCACAUGUCAAAGCCUUCUCCAAGGGCUGAGGUCGAGGCAUAGAGUUCAUCUGCCGUGGCUGCCGUCCAAACACAGCACCUUGGCUAAAACCAAAGACGACCUGGCAAUAAACACCAGACAAAAUCUAUCUGCCAUUCCAAAACGCAGGCCGGCGCAGAUUACACAUGCAAAAAAGUUGUCGUUGACCCGGUUCUGCCCGCGCAAACUCGCCUUGGAUGCUCCUCCGCCCUUUACUUAACCAGCCGUCUACCAGGUUAACCACACGCAAAAACUGAGCUCAGCUCCAUUGCCGGUGUUGGCUAGUUUCAAACCAGCGCGGUUGUGAAGCCAUCAUGCCGGUCAAGAGCGGCGCGAGCUUCCGGCUCUCCGCGCUGCCGGUGGUGCUCAUGGCGCAGCUGCUCGCCGCUGCCGUGUUCACUCUCACGCUCGUAUGGGUGUUGCACUUCCGGGGCGGCGUCUCCUGGGAGAUGAGCUCCAACCCGCAGCUGGUUUACACGGCACACCCUCUCUUCAUGGUGAUCGGCCUUGUCAUCUGCACCGGAGAAGCGGUAAUGGCGUACAGGAUCGUCCUGGGCCCACGGGCGGCGAAGAAGGCGGUGCACCUCCUGCUGCAUCUGCUCUCCCUCGGCUUUGCCGCCGUCGGACUGUAUGCCGCCUAUCAAAACUGUUAUGGGCAGCGAGAUAAUUACAUCGUUUAA
Molecule: messenger RNA, 915 nt
Organism: Lolium perenne
Lineage: Eukaryota; Viridiplantae; Streptophyta; Magnoliopsida; Poales; Poaceae
Source: RefSeq, a predicted model, not a curated record